Messenger RNA from Arabidopsis lyrata subsp. lyrata, 2076 nucleotides. RefSeq names its product heat shock 70 kDa protein 8. The record is from RefSeq and is a predicted model, not a curated record. Gene Ontology annotation, cellular component: cytoplasm. Lineage: Eukaryota; Viridiplantae; Streptophyta; Magnoliopsida; Brassicales; Brassicaceae. Gene Ontology annotation, molecular function: ATP hydrolysis activity; misfolded protein binding; ATP binding. The transcript has 2 exons. Bases 201 to 1892 code for a protein of 563 amino acids. Gene Ontology annotation, biological process: protein refolding; cellular response to unfolded protein.
AACUCCCUCCUCUUUUCUCUAGCAAACUCUAGAAGACGAAGGAAGCACAGUAACAAUCUUUCUCUCGCACCUUCUAAAACCUGCUCUAUUUCUUCGCUUCGCUCUUCUCGACUCACAAACCCUUUUCUUCUAAAUCCGCAACAGCUACAAACAAACCCUCUCUUUUUUUUUUGUCAAAGAUCUCUCCUUUUGGUCAGGAAAUGGCAGAACAAGAAUACACAGUAGCAUCAGACAGUGAAAACACUGGAGAGGAGAAAUCAUCAUCUUCUCCUUCGUUACCCGAAAUCGCCGUUGGUAUCGACAUUGGUACUUCUCAAUGCAGUAUAGCUGUUUGGAACGGCUCUCAAGUUCACAUCUUGAGGAACACAAGAAACCAGAAACUCAUCAAAUCAUUUGUAACUUUCAAAGACGAAGUUCCUGCUGGUGGAGUUAGCAACCAGCUCGCACACGAGCAGGAAAUGCUAACUGGAGCCGCUAUCUUCAACAUGAAGCGGCUCAUUGGCCGUGCAGACACUGAUCCUGUGGUUCACGCUAGCAAGAACCUUCCUUUCUUGGUUCAAACUCUUGACAUUGGAGUCAGACCGUUUAUCGCGGCUUUGGUGAACAAUGCUUGGAGAUCUACGACUCCUGAGGAAGUUUUAGCGAUAUUCCUUGUGGAAUUGCGUCUAAUGGCUGAAGCUCAGUUGAAACGGCCUGUGAGAAAUGUGGUACUCACGGUUCCGGUUUCGUUUUCUAGGUUCCAGCUCACACGGAUUGAACGUGCUUGUGCUAUGGCUGGACUUCAUGUACUUCGUUUGAUGCCAGAACCAACUGCAAUUGCGUUACUUUAUGCGCAACAGCAGCAGAUGACUACGCACGAUAACAUGGGAAGCGGAAGCGAGAGGCUUGCGGUUAUAUUCAAUAUGGGUGCUGGUUAUUGCGAUGUUGCUGUUACUGCAACUGCUGGUGGUGUUUCACAGAUAAAAGCUUUAGCUGGAAGCCCCAUUGGAGGAGAAGACGUUUUGCAGAACACAAUGCGCCAUAUUGCGCCACCAACUGAAGAAGCUUCGGGGUUGCUCCGUGUAGCGACACAGGACGCUAUUCACAGGCUAUCGGAUCAAGAAAAUGUCCAAAUUGAAGUGGAUUUGGGAAACGGUAACAAGAUUUCCAAGGUUCUUGAUAGAUUGGAGUUUGAGAAAGUGAACCAGAAGGUAUUUGAGGAAUGUGAGAGACUUGUUGUGCAGUGUCUGCGAGAUGCGAGAGUCGAGGUUGGUGAUAUCGAUGAUGUGAUAAUGGUUGGAGGGUGUUCUUACAUCCCGAAAGUAAGAACUAUUAUCAAGAACGUGUGCAAGAAAGAUGAGAUUUACAAAGGCGUGAAUCCGUUAGAAGCUGCGGUUAGGGGAGCUGCCUUGGAAGGUGCGGUGACUUCAGGGAUUCAUGAUCCGUUUGGGAGCUUAGAUCUCUUAACCAUACAAGCCACACCUCUUGCAGUUGGAGUAAGAGCUAACGGAAACAAAUUCAUACCCGUGAUUCCGCGUAACACGAUGGUUCCAGCGCGGAAAGACCUCUUCUUCACAACGGUUCAAGACAACCAGAAAGAAGCUCUGAUCAUUAUAUACGAAGGAGAAGGAGAGACUGUUGAAGAGAACCAUCUUCUUGGGUAUUUCAAGAUAGUUGGGAUUCCGCCGGCGCCUAAAGGUGUUCCGGAGAUCAAUGUUUGUAUGGACAUCGAUGCGUCGAAUGCUUUACGGGUUUUUGCAGCUGUGUUGAUGCCGGGAUCUUCGACUCCGGUGGUUCCUGUGAUUGAGGUGAGGAUGCCUACAGUUGAUGAUGGACAUGGUUGGUGUGCUCAAGCUUUGAAUGUGAAAUAUGGAUCUACUCUUGAUUUGAUUACUCUUCAGAGGAAGAUGUAAGAUUAAAAUAAAAUGAUGUUAAGUGAUAGAUUUUAGAUUAUGAUGUAAGAUAUGAGAAUGUUUCGUAUAGAGAAGAGUUUGUGUGUUUUGGGUUUGUUGUUGAAGUGGUAAACAAUGUUUAUCUGUGUAAUGAAGUAAUAAUGUUUCUGCAGAUUUGUAUAAUAAACUAGAGAGUUUGGGCACC